This is a messenger RNA of Phragmites australis (common reed), 965 nucleotides long. RefSeq lists its product as uncharacterized. NCBI's taxonomy places the organism in Eukaryota, Viridiplantae, Streptophyta, Magnoliopsida, Poales, Poaceae. The coding region runs from base 133 to 708 and encodes 191 amino acids. The record is from RefSeq and is a predicted model, not a curated record. The transcript is spliced from 5 exons.
GCAGCAUGUGCGCCCAAAAUAAAACCAGGCUACAGGCACAGGCAGGCACCCCUCGUACUCUCCACCGAUUCACCAGCAAAUUUCUCAGCUCCGGCCUGCCGGCAGACCGGCGUCCGCACCACCGAGCCACCGAUGGCCUCCUCCCCGUGGCCGCCAGCCGCCGGUGCCACCCCCGCUCCGCCGCCAGAAGAAGAAGCAGCAGCUGCCGCCGCCAUCUCCGCCCCGACGUCGGAGCAGCACCCGGUCAAGGAGGGAGGAGAAGCUGCCGCCGCGGCUAUCCCGCUGCAGGAGGAGGAGGCCAAGCCCCAGUUGCCGCGAGACGACGACUCGGAAGCAGAAAUCCAAGAGCAUGAACAGAAGAUCAACAAAUACCAAGCAAUACUUGCUGCUCGUUUGAAUGCCAAGUUCUUCUCUAAAAAUAAUUUUGACGGAGGGAACAUCUUUGAAGCAGAAACUAUUGUUGAAGGUGAAACUAUUCAAUCAAGCAGGUGGCCGUGUACAAGAUCAUUUGCGAACCCAGAAUUUUUUUUCCGAGACAAGAACAGUCACGAGAAGGGCAAUUCUCCAUCUUCAUUGGCUGAUUCCUCUGCCAAGAACAAUUCUCCACCUUUAGCAGAUGAAGCCUCACCGAAAAAUAAUGCUAGUGCUUUGGCCACAGAGAACAAUCAAACUCCUGGAAAGAGAGCAAUCCAAGAAGACCUGACCUGAUGGGUUAACGGUAGGCUAAUCAGGUUGUUUGCUGUUCCUCUGUAGUCUGAGGAUAUGCAACCUGAAGUAUGUAAGCUAUCAUGAAAGGAAAAUUAACUCCAAAGAUGUUUGUAGCCUGCACUAAAUUUCACUUCAUUGAACCUGUUCCAGAAGCAUCUGUAGCAAGGAAUGUUGUUGCAUUCUUGAUAUUUAAAUUGAUGUAUUAUAAAAUAUACCUGGUGAACCAUUGAUUGGUUAUUCAAAUCUGAAUCUCAAAA